GCGCACAGACGGCGCGGCGCCCGGGGCGGCGGUGGCGGCAUGCAGGCGGCCCUGGAGAUCACGGCGCGCUACUGCCGCAGUGAGAUGGAGCAGUACGGGCGCUGCGUGGCCGACAGCCCGGCCUCCUGGCAGCGCGACUGUCACCCGCUCCGCCUCCGCAUCUCCCGCUGCGCCGCCGCUCACCCGAUCGUGCGGCAGAUCCGCCGGGACUGCGCCGAACCCUUUGCCGCUUUCGAGCGGUGCCUGAGGGAGAACCAAACCUCCGUCGUCAACUGCAGCGACCACGUCGACGCCUUCCUGCUCUGCGCCGACCGGGUGAAGCUCCCCGCGGGAGGGGAGCCUUGGGAUUCAAAUUCAUCUUGAGGACUGAAUGAAAAGUCUCUCUGAACUCUGGAGUAUUGUUCCAGCGCAUGGUUGGGUUGUUUUUUUCUUCUCCUCUGAAAAACAAAGCGCAGCCCUGCGAUGUGGUUUUCUCGGUGCUGGUCACACUACGCUUGUCCCCAGCAGACGCCUGGACUCCGAGCGGGAUGUCAGAACAUUCCUGACAGAGACACUUGUGUGCUGAUAGUGCUGGCUUUUGUCUGCUGAGUUGCCUCUAAAAACUUUUAUAAAGUAAAUAAAUUACAGAACUGUGUUGAAGCGACACUGAAGGAUCAGCAGCAACUUGCAGAUGUAAACCAAAAGCUGAAAUCAGCCCUUACCUCUUUUAAUGUGGUCUGUGUUCUUCGACAGCUGCUUUGAUAAUUAAGCCAAAUAUUUUCCUUCCUCCCAAUAAAACAAAAACAAAAUAAAAAA
Messenger RNA from Tyto alba (common barn owl), 795 nucleotides. Its product is annotated as coiled-coil-helix-coiled-coil-helix domain-containing protein 5. The record is from RefSeq and is a predicted model, not a curated record. The transcript is spliced from 4 exons. NCBI's taxonomy places the organism in Eukaryota, Metazoa, Chordata, Aves, Strigiformes, Tytonidae. Bases 40 to 363 code for a protein of 107 amino acids.